Molecule: messenger RNA, 1242 nt
Organism: Sordaria macrospora k-hell
Lineage: Eukaryota; Fungi; Ascomycota; Sordariomycetes; Sordariales; Sordariaceae
Biological process (GO): mRNA splicing, via spliceosome
Cellular component (GO): post-mRNA release spliceosomal complex; U2-type spliceosomal complex
Source: RefSeq, a predicted model, not a curated record
AUGCAAGGUUUCAACAUGGGCAAAUACGUCCCUCCAGACGCCGAAGGCGUCUACUCGGGUAACCAGCUCAGCAAAAAGCACCUCUCGGUCAACGCGGCCUCCAAGCUCGCUUCCCAAGGAAUCCUAACCGUGCGCUUCGAGCUUCCCUUCGCCGUCUGGUGCGACACCUGCCAGCCUCACCCUGUCAUCAUCGGGCAGGGGGUCCGAUUCAACGCCGCGAAGAAGAAAGUGGGCAAUUACUACUCGACUCCGAUCUGGAGUUUCACCAUCAAGCAUAAUGCGUGUGGCGGGGAGAUUGAGAUUCGCACGGACCCUGCUAAGACGAGGUAUGUAGUUGUUAGUGGGGGGCGGGCGAGGGAUGAAGGGGAUUUGGGUGGUGGGGAGAGUUUGGUUAAACUGGGGGAAGGGGGGAAUUUUGAGAUCCAGACGGAAAAGGAAAGGCAGGAAUCCAGGGAUGCGGCUUUCGGAAAAUUGGAGAAGACGAUUGCGGACCGAGAAAGGGCGGAGGAGGCGAAGGUGAGGAUUGAGGAGUUGUUGGAGGUGCAGGAAAGGACAUGGGAGGAUCCGUACGAGAGGAAUCGGAGACUGAGAAAGGCGUUUAGGGUGGGGAGGAAGGAGAGGGAAAGAGAGGCGGAGAGGACGGAGGAUCUUAAGGAGAGGAUGGGGUUGGGGAUUGAGUUGUUACCCAGCACUGAGGAGGAUGAGAGGAGAGCGAAGUUGAUUGAGUUUGGGGGUGUUCCAGAUACUGCAUUGCUGGGCAGGGAUGAUGUGGUGCAGAAGGCGUUGGCGAGGCCGCUGUUUGGGGGUGAUGAUAAGAACGGCAAAAUGGAGAACAAAAGUGGGAAGAAGAAGGAUGGGCAUAAGGGGAAGCUCAAGUCGGAGAUUGUUGCUUCCAAGAUGCGGGAGGCGUUGGUCUCGGAAAUUGUUGGGAAUACUCGUGCGGCUAAGGAUCCGUUUCUCGACUGGGGGAGUAGGGAGUCGACGCCCAAGCCGCGAGGAGCUUUGAUACCGGGACUGAAAAGGAAACGGGCUGCUGGGGAGAAGACCCCCGAUCCACCACCAGCGGAAGCAGCAUCACAGACGACUGGUUCUGGCGCUGAGGAUGAGGGUGCUGGACAGAAGGGAAAGGAAGAGGCCAAAAGCGAUGAGGCGUCAUCAUCUGCGGCUCAGGCGACAGUCAGUAGCUCAACUACGCAGACGAGCAAACCCGGGCUCGUGGCUUAUGAUUCGGAUUCAGAUUGA